AUGACCCGUUCUCCAUCGUCACUUGGUCUUUCAAAAACUCCUAGAAAGUCCACAAAAUCUUCAAAAUCCUCUGUUACAUCUUCCUCAAGUCCUCCAAGGUGUCACAGUCCAAAACCUUCAAGAUCUUCUACGAUCUCUCUUCACAAUUUAAAUUAUAUAAACCGUGAUUUAAAUGAUGUACUUCGAAAUUUUGUUGAUGAAUUAUGUGAUAAUUUUAUAAAGGCUAGACAAGAUGGAAAAAAUGAGGCUCAAACUGUUGAUGUUAUCUUGGAUUAUUUCACUUCAAAAUGUCUUGAUUCCGUUCAAAUAUUUGAUUGGCUUUUAAAUAAUACUCAUAAAGAUAAAUAUAAAACUCUCUUGGGUUAUUUUUAUGAUCAAG
Molecule: messenger RNA, 379 nt
Organism: Racocetra fulgida
Lineage: Eukaryota; Fungi; Glomeromycota; Glomeromycetes; Diversisporales; Gigasporaceae
Source: the annotation of a GenBank genome assembly